This is a messenger RNA of Mus caroli (Ryukyu mouse), 3721 nucleotides long. It is a transcript of the gene Kcnab2, whose product is annotated as potassium voltage-gated channel subfamily A regulatory beta subunit 2. Gene Ontology annotation, molecular function: potassium channel regulator activity; transmembrane transporter binding; voltage-gated potassium channel activity. NCBI's taxonomy places the organism in Eukaryota, Metazoa, Chordata, Mammalia, Rodentia, Muridae. Gene Ontology annotation, cellular component: voltage-gated potassium channel complex; cytoplasm; membrane. The record is from RefSeq and is a predicted model, not a curated record. Gene Ontology annotation, biological process: regulation of action potential; potassium ion transport; regulation of potassium ion transmembrane transport.
CAAUAAUAGGCUGCUAGGGGCGUGGCCGAGGGAGUCCCACGAGGUAAAGAUGCUGCGGGCGGAACCUGCCGGAGCGAGCGGGAUUCGGGGGUGCUAAAGUCGCAAGGGCAGGGCAGGAAGGAAGAUCCGGAACGGGGCGUAGGAUCCGGAGCUGGAGGCCCCCAGGAUUCCCCCUCUGUGAAAAGGCACACUGAUCUGUCUGGAUAAGUGAGGCCGGCCCCAUGUAUCCGGAAUCAACCACGGGGUCCCCAGCUCGACUCUCCCUGCGGCAGACAGGCUCCCCCGGGAUGAUCUACAGUACUCGGUAUGGGAGUCCCAAAAGACAGCUCCAGUUUUACAGGAAUCUGGGCAAAUCUGGCCUUCGGGUCUCCUGCCUGGGGCUUGGAACAUGGGUGACCUUCGGGGGCCAGAUCACGGAUGAGAUGGCAGAGCACCUAAUGACCUUGGCCUACGAUAAUGGCAUCAACCUAUUCGAUACGGCGGAGGUCUACGCCGCUGGAAAAGCUGAAGUGGUAUUAGGGAACAUCAUUAAGAAGAAGGGAUGGAGACGGUCCAGCCUUGUCAUCACCACCAAGAUCUUCUGGGGUGGAAAAGCGGAGACUGAGAGAGGCCUUUCCAGGAAGCACAUAAUUGAAGGACUGAAAGCGUCCCUGGAGCGGCUGCAGCUGGAGUACGUGGAUGUGGUUUUUGCCAACCGCCCAGACCCCAACACGCCCAUGGAAGCAGGGGACCCAUUUAGUUCCUUCAAGUCACGGACAUUCAUCAUUGAAGAGACCGUGCGGGCCAUGACCCAUGUCAUCAACCAGGGGAUGGCCAUGUACUGGGGCACAUCACGCUGGAGCUCCAUGGAGAUCAUGGAGGCCUACUCGGUGGCUCGGCAGUUCAACCUGAUCCCGCCCAUCUGCGAGCAAGCGGAAUAUCACAUGUUCCAGAGGGAGAAAGUGGAGGUCCAGCUGCCAGAGCUGUUCCACAAGAUAGGAGUAGGUGCCAUGACCUGGUCCCCUCUGGCGUGCGGCAUCGUCUCAGGGAAGUAUGACAGCGGGAUCCCACCCUACUCCAGAGCCUCCCUGAAGGGCUACCAGUGGUUGAAGGACAAGAUCCUAAGUGAGGAGGGUCGCCGCCAGCAGGCCAAGCUGAAGGAACUGCAGGCCAUUGCCGAACGCCUGGGCUGCACCUUACCCCAGCUGGCCAUAGCCUGGUGCCUGAGGAAUGAGGGUGUCAGCUCCGUGCUUCUGGGUGCUUCCAAUGCAGAACAACUUAUGGAGAACAUUGGAGCAAUACAGGUCCUUCCAAAAUUGUCGUCUUCCAUCGUCCACGAGAUCGACAGCAUUCUGGGCAAUAAACCCUACAGCAAAAAGGACUAUAGAUCCUAAGUCUACUCCCCAGCCCCUGUGCCCCACCCGGACAGUUCCCGGUUCCCUCCUCGUCUCUGUUCGCUCGCUUCUGCUGUUUCAAAGCCAAAUGCAGAGUGUGGUUCACAUCCAAGGGGAAAUCACUAUGCCCAGACGUGACCGGGAAUCCAUCUCCAAAGUCACCGCCAGAUGCCGCCUGCCGCUGCUUCACUGGAUACUGUCCGACGACGGAUGCCAGGGGAUGGCAUCAGUUACGGGGACAUCCAGAGGAUCCCGCCCAAGCCCACCACCUCUGCUUAUCCUUCAAGAAGAAACACUUGCUCCCAGCCAUGGCCCUUCACGGAGAUUCUAGAAGCCAUGGCUGGGUGGAGGAGGUCUCGUCCUUAGAGCAGGAGGGGCCGCCAAGAACCCGUCUCAAAGGAGGGGUGUGCACCCUUCUCCCAGAGUCCUGGUGGUUAGAGCAGGGCCCUCCCUCUUUCCAUGGACACCAGGUACUUUGCUCGAGGCUGGCCGGGAACCCCACUCUUCCUAGGCCUUGACCUGCCCCACAUACCCACCGGGCCUUGGCUGACAUUAUAGCUACCCAGCUGGCCCUUGGCCCCCACCCUCACCCUUGCUGGCAGGGCCAGGGAUUCCAGCUGGCUUUCCCAGCAUCUUCCAACUGCUGAGCCCCACAGCAGGCAAGCUCAGCAGGCUUGGAUGGAGCCCAUCGGAGUAUGCCUCUCAAGACAGACACUCGUGGGCAAGUGUGGCAGCUGGCCCCACCGCAGGCAGGUGGCAGCAGGCUCGCAAGACCAUAUUGCUCUCACAGACCUUCCUCCAAUACCUCUGCUGUACCGGGGCAGUGGGCUCAUGAUGUGGGCUUUGCCCAGGUGAAGCACUUAGAGCUAUGUUGCAAGCCAGGGGACUACGGGAGCUGCUCCAGUAAUAGUCUCCAUGUUUUAAGAAUAGAUCCCAGGGCCUCCCCCUGGAAAAAUGGUUAGGACCGCCCAUUCCCUUCUGCAUACCCUCAUGCUAGCCUAGGGCAGGAUGGGGAGAGGGAGUAGUGGAAAGGAUAGGCAGCCCUUUAUCACUGGGAGGUGCAUGGAUGUUGAUGCCAGGGAGCCUGAGGGAUUGGUUAGUACACGCUGCCCGGAGGCCCCAUCCCAUGGUCUUGUGAUGCUCUGGGGGACAGGGUCCUACCCAGCUGGCUCCCUAGGAGACCAGCCUCCUGCCCUGCUGCACAGACCAUGGCCAGCUCCCAGGCACAAGCCCUGGAUGCAUAGCACCCUGGCUUUGCCUUCUGUAGCUGCUAUUGCAAGGCUGCUCCCUGCUGCUCUUAAGGCUGGGCAGAGGUGAGGAUGGGGGGAGGGGGGAGAUGGGGGGGUUAUGGGGAGGAGACAGGAAGAAAGGCAGACAGGGUGAGUAGCUUCCUCUCUCCCACAAAACCCCCCUGAAAACCCUGGGCUCUCUAACCUUGGCUGCUCAUAGCGCUGAUCCUGAGACCUCAGAAGCAGCUCUGUGGGUGUGGGGAUGGAGGCCACUGGGCUCUGGUACUUCCAUGCCUGGCUAGCGAAGCCAGCUUUCUGGACAGGGCCCUGCAGUGGCCCAGCAGGAAAUACCAGACCUGUCCACACAGCUGGCCUUGGCCCUUCUUGUUAGGUGGGCCAGGCAUGCAGGGAUGUCCUCAGUGGGAGCUACUGCCUGCCUGUGAACCACACCUCAGAGCAAAGCUCCUGCUGGUGAUGUGCAAGAGACAGGAAAACAGGCUGCCAGGCUAAGGCCCACAGGAUAAACUGGGCUAAAGCCCACAUGAGCCCUAGAUGCAGAAGACAUGUUAACCAAGUGUUUCUGACAGGUUGUCUUCCACACCCACUCUCGAAGUGUCAGGGAUUUGCUUCUUAAACUUCUGUGGAGGAGUUUGGCUUGGGAGGCCAUGCAGAGCAAGUACAGACAGCCUGUUAGUGGGAGCUUGCCCCCAGGCCCUCAAAGGGUGUAAGGCCAGCUCCUUCCUCCAUGGCCUCUCCUUCCUUUAGUCCAGCUGCCUGCAGGCCAGUCCAAGCCAGCUUCUCUUCACCUUGAAGUAGUCUGCCAGGCCUGGUGCAAGAGGAGGGCCAUGUAGAGAGGAUCUGGCACUCGGAGCCCAAGGUCCCGAGGCACAGCAGGGCACCUGUGUGCCUGCUCUCCUCAUGUACAUACAUAACGUGCUUUCUCGCCCCGUUUUUGUUUGUUUGUUUGUUUGUUUGUUUGUUUUAAACGAGCGUGGCUCCUCGCUAACUGCACCCCACCAGGCCGACAGCAAACGCCUCCAGCUUCCUGACAGACUCAGACCAAGGUGCGGGCCCCGUAUUUAUGGAAUGGCAAAUAAAACCCGAGCCCUUUGGUCUCCA